AAACGCACCCAGUCGUAGGGUCACAUGGUUGGUCAUGAGGAAGCAAACAAUGAAGGGGAAAAAACUCAGAGACGUCCAUCCAUAUUUAUCCGAACAGCUUUUCCUCCAAGUUUUCAGAAAUUACCGAGUUUGCUGAUAGUAUAUUUGACACUUGACGCAUGUAAAGGCUUGGCUCCUCUUCAUCUCCUCCAGCCACGAUGGUGGACUUCUUGGCGGAGAACAACCUGUGCGGUCAGGCCAUCCUCAGGAUAGUUUCCAGGGGAAAUGCUAUAAUUGCUGAACUUCUGCGCCUCUCUGACUUCAUCCCUGCAGUCUUCAGACUGAAGGACAAGAGUGAUCAGCAGAAAUAUGGAGACAUUAUCUGUGACUUUAGCUACUUCAAGGGCCCGGAGUAUUAUGAGGGGAAGUUGGAGGCCAAACCUGACCUUCAGGACUUGGAUGAAGAGUUUAGAGAAAACAACAUCGAGAUUCUUUCAAGAUUCUAUCUAGCUUUUGAGAGUGUCCACAAAUACAUAGUGGAUCUAAAUAGAUAUUUGGAUGACCUACAUGAGGGUGUUUAUAUUCAGCAGACCCUUGAGACUGUGCUUCUAAAUGAGGAUGGAAAACAGCUACUGUGUGAGGCGCUCUACCUGUAUGGUGUUAUGUUGCUUGUUAUCGACCAAAAAAUUGAAGGGGAUGUCCGAGAAAGGAUGCUUGUUUCCUACUACAGAUACAGUGCCGCAAGGUCUUCAGCUGACUCCAAUAUGGACGACAUCUGCAAACUGCUGCGCAGCACUGGCUUCUCCAGCCAGCCUGGAGCCCGACGGCCUGCCAACUACCCAGAGAGCUACUUUCACAGAGUUCCCAUUAGUGCCACAUUCAUUAGUAUGGUCAUUGGGAGACUGCGCUCUGAUGACAUCUACAACCAAGUGUCUGCUUACCCUCUACCAGAACAUCGUAGUACAGCUCUGGCUAAUCAGGCAGCCAUGCUGUAUGUCUGCCUUUUCUUCAGCCCGUCCAUACUGCAAACCCAGCAGGCCAAGAUGAGAGAGAUCGUGGACAAGUACUUUCCUGACAACUGGGUUAUCAGCAUCUACAUGGGGAUCACAGUGAAUCUGGUGGAGGCCUGGGACCCAUACAAAGCUGCUAAAACUGCACUCAACUACACUCUAGAUUCUGCUAACGUCAAAGAGCAGGCGACCCGUUAUGCCAUUAGCAUGGAGACCCUUCGGCCUCAGGUGCAGCAGCUGUUAAAGGAAGGUUUCCUCAGAGAAGAGAUCAUUCUGGACAACAUUCCAAAAUUGCUUAACUGUCUGAGGGACUGCAAUGUUGCCAUUCGCUGGCUGAUGUUGCAUUCUGCCGAGUCGGCCUAUGACCCAAACAAUAAGAAAUUACGGCAGAUCAAAGACCAAGUGCUUAAUGACUCCAAGUACAACCCCAAGAUCCUCUUUCAGCUCUUACUCGAUGCAGCCCAGCUAGAAUUUACCCUCAAGGAGAUGUUCAAGCAGAUGCUGUCAGAGAAACAGAUCAAAUGGGAGAGCUACAAGAAGGAGGGCUCAGAGAGAAUGACCGAACUGGCCGAAGUCUUCUCUGGUGUGAAACCCCUCACAAGGGUGGAAAAGAACGAAAACCUACAAGCUUGGUUCAGAGAAAUCUCAAAACAGAUAGAAUCUUUGAACUAUGAGGACUCUACAGCUGCUGGUAGGAAGACGGUCCAACUCAUACAGGCUCUUGUCGAGGUUCAGGAGUUCCACCAGUUGGAGUCAAACCUGCAGGUCUGUCAGUUUCUGGCAGACACAAGAAAGUUCCUGCACCAAAUGAUUCGCACCAUCAACAUCAAGGAAGAGGUCCUCAUCACAAUGCAGAUCGUAGGAGACUUGUCAUAUGCUUGGCAGAUAAUUGACAGCUUCACAUCCAUUAUGCAGGAGAGCAUCCGUGUCAGUUCAUCCAUGGUCACAAAACUGCGGGCUACCUUUCUGAAGCUGGCCUCUGCUUUGGAUCUUCCAUUGCUGCGCAUCAACCAAGUCAACAGCGCUGACCUGCUGAGUGUUUCACAGUUCUACUCAGGGGAAUUGGUGGCCUAUGUCAGAAAGGUACUGCAGAUCAUCCCAGAGAGCAUGUUCACCUCUCUGGCCAAGAUCAUUAAGCUUCAGAUCCAUGACAUCAUCGAGGUGCCCACGCGGCUGGAUAAGGACAAGUUGAAGGACUACUCGCAGCUCGGGGCACGCUAUGAAGUGGCGAAGCUCACCCAUGACAUCUCCAUUUUCACAGAGGGGAUCUUGAUGAUGAAGACCACUUUAGUUGGAAUCAUAAAGGUGGAUCCUAAGCAACUUCUGGAGGAUGGCAUCAGGAAGGAGCUGGUGAAGAGGGUCGCUUAUGCUCUCCACAAAGGAUUGAUUUUCAAUCCCAAGGCUAAGCCUAGUGAGUUGAUGCCCAAGUUAAAAGACAUGGCAGCCACCAUGGAUGGAUUCUACAGGUCAUUUGAAUACAUCCAGGACUAUGUCAGUAUAUAUGGCCUUAAAAUUUGGCAAGAGGAAGUAUCCCGAAUCAUCAAUUACAACGUGGAGCAAGAGUGCAAUAGUUUCCUAAGGGCUAAGAUCCAGGACUGGCAGAGUGUGUACCAGUCCACUCACAUCCCCAUCCCCAAGUUUUCACCUGUGGAUGAGUCUGCCACCUUCAUUGGGCGUCUCUGCAGAGAGAUUCUCCGGAUCACAGAUCCCAAGGUAACGUGCUACAUUGACCAAAUGAACACCUGGUAUGACCUAAAAAGCCACCAGGAAGUGACCAGCAACAGACUCUUCUCAGAAAUCCAGAGCUCUUUGGGUACAUUUGGCCUCAAUGGACUGGACCGCCUGCUGUGCUUCAUGAUUGUCAAGGAGCUACAGAAUUUCCUGACAAUGAUUCAGAAGACCAUUUUAAAGGAUAAAGGUGCCGUAGAGGUCUUUAAAGCCAUGCUAGGUGCUGUCAAUCCAGUUCAGGGCAUCAUGGGUAAUGCUAGCAAAGUGUAUGCCAGUGCUGUCGCCAAAACCCCUAAAAUCUGGGGACCAUAUUUGGAGGUCAUCAUGAAGGUUGGUCAAAUGCAAAUCCUUCGACAGCAGAUUGCUAAUGAGUUGAACUACUCCUGCAAGUUUGACUCCAAACACCUGGCAGCUGCCCUCGAAAAUAUUAACAAGUCGCUGCUCGCAGACAUUGAAGCGCACUACCAGGACCCGUCGCUGCCCUACCCGAAAGAGGACAACACUCUUCUGUAUGAAAUCACAGCCUAUUUGGAGGCUGCGGGUAUUCACAACCCACUGAAUAAGAUCUACAUCACCACAAAGCGCCUUCCUUUCUUUCCCAUCCUCAACUUCCUGUUCAUCAUAGCACAGCUGCCUAAGCUUCAAUAUAGCAGAAACCAAGGGAUGACAUGCAGGAAAUCCACCGACCCAGUUGACUGGACUCCCUUAGUGCUCGGCCUGCUCACACUUCUGAAGCAGUUUCACUCGAGAUACACGCAGCAGUUCUUGGCUCUCAUUGGUCAGUUUGUCCGCUCUAUCAUGGAACAGUGUACAAGUCAGAAGAUCCCCGACAUGCCCUCUGAUGUGGUGGGAGCACUCAUGUUCCUGGAAGAUUAUGUAAAAUAUACUAAAUUGUCACGCAAGGUGGCUGAAGCCCAUGUCCCCAGUUUCAUUUUUGAUGAAUUCAAAACUAUACUGUGAACACUUGUGGGAAGCACCCAGCCUGAAAAUACUUUUAUUGCCUUUUGGAUGCAUUUCAUUGUGUAGUUCAUUGUGUUUAAGCUCAUGUAACAUUGUAUUUUCUACAUAGAUAAGUGUCUGCCUCUCCAGCAGUGCAUAUCUUAUAAAAUUGCCUUAGAGUUCCGGAGAUUACCAUUGUCUAAUUCCACUCGUAAUCAUUUGUGAAACACAAGAGGAAAAGUUUCAGCUGAUACCGAAAAAAUAUAAUUUCCUGCUUUGUAAGGCUGAUACGGAUAUUGAUAACACACACAUGUGCGAUAUAUAAUAAUAAUAAUAAUAAUGCUCUUACGACGCGUGGGCCCAGUCUCAUUCGGCUGGGUCGUCGCAGUGCGUAGAGCCGAUCAGCUUCACCAGGGUCCGCCAAUGACCACGGUCAUGGGCCAGGUCCGCUGCAUCCUCCAGGGUAAGGCCCUGGUGUUUGAGAUCUUCUCUGAUGACAUCAAGCCAUCUGGUGUGGGGUCUGCCGCGUGGCCUUUUCCGGCCGGCUGUCGCUGGAUCAAAUGAGAAGAUGGCACGAGUUGGGUGUUCCGGGGGUAAUCGGAGGAGAUGACCAAGCCAACGGAUGCGCCUCUGAGCGGCCAGUCGGGAUGCAGGGGGCUGAAGGGUAUGUUUUCGGAGGUCUGAGUUGGAAACAUGGAGGUGCCAGCUGAUGUUCAAGAUGGCUCUUAGUGACCUGCUGUCAAAGCCGUCGAUCCUCUUGGCCUGGGUCUUGUUUAAUGGCCAGGAUUCUGCACCAUACAGGAGGAUGGGAAGAACUGCUGCGUUAUAAAUGGUGGCGCCAGAGGGGCCGCUACAGUGACUGCAUUGCUGCGGCCGCGAGGGCGCGUCUGCGGUCAAUCUCUGGCUUGAGAUCGCCACUGCUGGUAAUAGUGGAGCCCAGGUAGAUGAUGGAGUUGACAAAUUGCACUUCGUCUGUGCCAAAGAUCAGGGGGGAGGGGUUGGGUCCGUCACCGAUAUACAUACCGUAAGUUUGGUUUUCUGCCAGCUUACUUGGAGGCCCAGCUUUGCUGCUUCUGUUUGGUAUAUGGAGAGGGCACUGCUGAGGUGUUGGAGGGAGUUGCUGAACAGGGUGGUGUCAUCAGCGUAUUCAAGGUCGCUCAGGUGGAAGUUGCCGAGCGACACGCCUGAGACUUUCUCCCGGACUCGGAUCAUAAGGUGGUCAAUGACACAGUUAAAUAGAUCAGGAGCGGCCACGCAGCCCUGUCUGACCCCGCUGUUAAUGGGGAAUCACUCUGAGUCCUUCCCAUUCACACGAACACAGCUCUCUGAGUUGUUGUAGAGUCGCUGGAACAAUGUGGUUAUUUUGGGUGGCACUCCAAGGUAUUUCAGAAUGUUCCAAAGGGAGAGGUGGUCGACUGUAUCAAAGGCAGCUUUGAGAUCUAUGAAGGCUAUAAAAAGAUGUUGGUCCUUCCGAAACUCUCUAACCUUCUCAACAAUGAGUCUAACUGCUGAGAUGUGAUCUAUGGUGGACCGGUUGGGCAUGAAGCCAGCUUGUUGGGGGCAGCGAUGGCUUCGAAUGGCGGGAAGGGCGCGGGUGAGAAGGAUCCGGGUGAACAGUUUUGCGGGUAUGGAGAGCAGUGAGAUGCCUCUGUAGUUGUUGCAGAGUUGCUUGUCGCCUUUCCGCUUCCAAAAUGGCAGGAUGAUGCCUCGGGACCAGUCUGUGGGGGGCUGUUCUGCCACCCACACAUGGUUAAUGAUGUGGGUGAGCCACUGGGCCAUGGAGUCACCACCUUCUAUGAGCAGCUCUGUGGUGAUGGCACAGAUUCCAGGGGCCUUGUGAUUUUUUAGUGAUUUUAUUGCUGCUCUGACCUCGUCGAUUGUGACUGGGUCAGUUUUGCAGUUGGGGUUGGGGGUGGUAGAGUUGGCAGCAGUGACAAGACGGAGGUCGGUGGGAACUGGAGGGUGAUGAAGGAGGUCUCUGAAGUGCUCUUUCCAGAGUUCAAGGCAGUCUAUUUCAGUGGUGAUGCGAUUUCCACUGGCAUCCUUCAUGAGGGCGGUCUCGAUGUGCGGUCCGAUGCGGGCUUGGCGCAGCAUUUGAAAGACCUGUCUAACGUCGUUGCGCUGUGCUGCUGAUUCCAUGCGUUCGGCCUCUUCUCCCCAGUAUCUCUCCCUGUCAGUUGCAAUUGCCGCAUUCCGUGCUGCAUUGAGCCUCCGGUACUCUGUGAUAUCACUGCGCAGGCGAGCAGCACGGCGGCGGUCAAUGAUGUCGAGGGUCGGCUGUGACAUCCAUGGUUGUUUGGGAAGAGAUCUUGAUCUUCCCAAUACGUCCUGGGCAGACUGGUUGACCUUUAAUUUGAAAGUCUCCCAGUCUGCGAUGUCAUCAACGGCCAGAGCGGUGAAGGCGUUGGUGAUGGAGCGGCGAUAUGCGGAAGCAGUGGUGGGGUCGCAGAGUCUGGAAGACAUGAAGCGUGGCUGUGGCCUGAUAGAUGGGUCUGGUCGUAUUUUAAGUCUUAUAUAUACUGAUAUAUACUGUAUAUAUAUAUAUAUAUAUAUAUAUAUAUAUAUAUAUAUAUAUAUAUAUAGAGGUAGAGAGAGAGAGAGGUAGAGAGAGGUAGACGUAGAGAGAGAGAGAGAGAGAGAGAGGUAGAGAGAGAGAGAGAGAGGUAGAGAGAGAGAGAGAUUUUUUUUUUUUUGCAGGUUAAAAGAAUUAAAUGUUUCAAGUCCGCCUCUUAAUGUAGUGGGAUCAGAGGAUGAUAUAAAGAGUAGUUGUGACAACACACAGUCACAUAUUUUGCUGCUUUCUGAACUCUUUUCACUUCACAUGGUCAGGCGAUGUGCAAUUUCAAAAGCUCUGAUACGUAUAGUGCCUAAAUUGGCUGGCACCCGGUUCGGGGUGUCCCCCGCCUACUGCCCAAAAACAGCUGGGAUAGGUUCCAGCACCCCCCGCGACCCUUGCGAGGAUCAAGCGGUUCGGCGAAUGAAUGAAUACAUACAUACAUAAAACAAGUGAGUAAAAAUUUCACUCACCAUAACUUGCUUCAAUGAACCAUUGCUGUUUGUAUUCUAACAAGUGCAGUAGGACACAGCGCAGGGUCAUCCAUCCCUCCAUUGUCUGAAUCACUUUUCUUCACUGUCUGUUGCCUACCAGACCCGACAACAAUCCACAGAGAUUCUGCUGGUCGGCUCUCUUGUCCAGGAUAUUGAAAGUGUGGUGAAGGCUGGACGAGUUUUUUAUAUUAACGUGGCCAAAGCACUGACCCCACAUUUCCAGCUUGAGAGGUUGAGCUAUGUUUGCUCUUCCCUUAGAUGCCUGAAUCUGUGCUAUCUGGCUCUGUGUGGUGUGCAACACAGAAUCGAUAAUUUCCCCAUGACGGAUUUGCAUGAGUACUGUGCUCUGUCGGAUCCAUUAAAAAUGACACAGACACGAAAGACGAGUUGAGUCAACAGUAUACUCUCAACAACAAAAAGAAAAACAACAGUUAUUCACAGAAUGCCUGUAACACUCAGUUUUCAUUCUCAAGGUCAGUUCAGAAACAUGGAACAAUUUUUAACGAGUGACUUGGGAACAAAAUUGUCAUUAUAUGGCUUCUUUACUGUCAAAAUACCAGAUUUGGCACUAGUUGAAUAAAGUUCCUCCAUGAAAU
Molecule: messenger RNA, 7300 nt
Organism: Hippocampus zosterae (dwarf seahorse)
Lineage: Eukaryota; Metazoa; Chordata; Actinopteri; Syngnathiformes; Syngnathidae
Gene: washc5
Product: WASH complex subunit 5
Exons: 29
Coding region: 198-3677 (1159 amino acids)
Biological process (GO): actin filament polymerization; regulation of actin nucleation; endosome fission
Cellular component (GO): WASH complex; endosome
Source: RefSeq, a predicted model, not a curated record